UUCGGAAUAGUGAACUCAGUUUUCUUUCUCUCAGUUUCAUAUUGAAGUGCACUCUACUGACGCGCGACUUGUGAUAUUUGUAUCUUCCAUUGAAGCAACUUCUGAGAAGCCUUUGAUGAAACUGGGGCUUUUCUCUGUGGGUUCAGGGCGACUGCCCCUCCUACCCUGGCUCAGAGGCAGUUUGUUGCAGGCAAUUGUUUUAAACCCUUCAUUAUUACGGCGAAACUUUAAAAAUGGAUUUUUUGUUCCGGUGCCAAGGGCGGCUGCCCCUCCUGCCCUGGCUCAGGGACGGGCCUGUACUUCGCUUAGAAUUGCUGGGUUUUGUUAUGCUUCUCAUCCCACUAUAUCAGCACCUGUGGAAGGUUCGACCCCUAAAUCUGCUAGACUGAGUAAACUGAUGAAGAAAUUAGACGAGCUUGGCAUUGAAGGUCACGAGGCUAAGGGAGGCCAAUAUAACAGGUUGUUGUGCCCUAUGUGCAAAGGUGGUGAUUCGGGUGAGCAUUCCUUGUCAUUACACAUAAGUGAAGAUGGGAAUUCUGCAGUGUGGCUUUGUUUCCGUGGAAAAUGUGGGUGGCAGGGCAACACAAUGGCUGCUGCCAAUGCUCAGUCAUCCUUUGGGAAGUUGAAUAAAAUUAUGACAUCUGGAAAAAGAGAAUUAACCGAGAAGAGUCUUGGGCUAGAGCCACUUUGUAAUGAGCUACUUGCUUAUUUUGCGGAGAGAAUGAUAACUGCAGAAACAUUGAGGAGAAAUUAUGUUAUGCAGAAAACCUUUGGUAAUCAGAUUGUUAUUGCAUUUACUUACAGGCGAAAUGGAGUUCUAACAAGCUGCAAAUAUCGUGAUGUCACUAAGAAAUUUUGGCAGGAAGCUGAUACUGAAAAGAUUUUUUAUGGGUUAGAUGAUAUAAAAAAUGCAAGUGAUAUCAUCAUUGUCGAAGGAGAGAUUGACAAGCUUGCAAUGGAAGAAGCUGGCUUACACAAUUGUGUGAGUGUGCCUGAUGGUGCACCUCCUAAAGUUUCAGAUAAAGGUGUUCCAUCUCCGGAUAAGGACACAAAGUAUCAGUAUUUGUGGAAUUGCAAGGAGUACUUUGAGAAGGCAUCUAGGAUAAUAUUAGCAACUGAUGGGGACCCCCCUGGCCAAGCACUGUCAGAGGAGCUUGCUCGCCGCUUUGGGAGGGAGAGAUGUUGGCGAGUUAAGUGGCCAAAGAAAAAUGACUUUGAUUACUACAAGGAUGCAAAUGAGGUACUAAUGUAUUUGGGGCCAGAAAAACUCAAGGAAACAAUCAACAAUGCUGAGAUAUAUCCGAUUCAGGGAUUGUUCUCUUUCAGAGACUACUUUCAUGAAAUUGAUGCAUAUUAUGAUAUGGCUCUUGGUGAUGAACUUGGUGUUUCUACUGGUUGGAGGUGUUUGGAUGAGUAUUACAAUGUUGUACCUGGUGAAUUGACUAUAGUUACUGGCGUUCCUAAUUCGGGAAAAAGUGAAUGGAUUGAUGCUUUGUUAUGCAACCUUAAUGAAAGUGUUGGCUGGAAAUUUGCUCUUUGCUCAAUGGAGAACAAGGUCCGGGAACACGCAAGAAAACUUUUGGAGAAGCACAUAAAGAAACCAUUUUUUGAUGUUCGGUAUGCUGAAUCUUUUGAGCGCAUGAGUAGAGAGGACUUAGAGCAAGGAAAGAAAUGGCUAGAUAAUACAUUCCAACUUAUACGGUGUGAGAAUGAUAGCCUUCCCAACAUCAAAUGGGUUCUUGAUCUAGCAAAAGCUGCAGUUUUGAGGCAUGGUGUGCGUGGCCUUGUCAUUGAUCCGUAUAACGAGCUUGACCAUCAACGUCUUAGCAGCAUGACAGAAACAGAGUACGUUAGCCAGAUGCUCACAAUGGUCAAGCGAUUUGCUCAACAUCACUCUUGCCAUGUUUGGUUUGUUGCUCAUCCUAGACAGCUGCACAACUGGAUUGGGAAUGCUCCUAAUCUUUAUGACAUCAGUGGUAGUGCACAUUUCAUCAACAAAUGUGAUAAUGGAAUUGUAGUACAUCGGAACAGGGAUCCAGAGGCUGGCCCUAUUGAUAGAGUACAGAUCUGUGUAAGGAAGGUGCGGAAUAAGGUUGCUGGCACAAUAGGUGAUACCUACUUGACCUAUAAAAGGAUAACUGGUGAAUUUGUGGAGCCGUCUGAGCCAACAUUCUAAUUUCACACGCUCCAACAUGACGAUGGCAAUGACUUAUGAUCAGAUGAACCAAUCGCCUAGUGGAGUUUAUUGAUUCUUCAAGGCCCUUCUGCAAUUUCCAAGUUGGGGGAAAAUAUUGGAGGUAUAUACUCAAGAUAGACGUGUUUUUUGAUAAAUGUUUCUUUCUAAUUUGACUGGAAGUUUGCAUUGGUAUGGAGGAAGAAACGUAGUUCAUUCAUAUGGUCUAGAAAUAGCAGCAGGAAAAGAAGUAUUUGUUUUUAUGAAGGCUAUAAAGCUUCAAUUGCUACAGUAUUACAUUGUUUGUAUUCUAAUUUCAACCGUAAUUUUGUAGUAAAAUUCUAUUGUUAAUUGUAUUGUAUGAUUAAGUAAAACUCUAUUGUUAUUUGUAAGGUUAAUUGUAUAUAUACUAACUUUGACCAUAAUUGUUUUCUAUGGUAUAUGGUGAAUUAAGCUUUAAUUAGUGGUAUAUGGUGAAAUUUCCGUUUAGUCAAUUAAUAUUAUAUACUCC
This is a messenger RNA of Chenopodium quinoa (quinoa), 2684 nucleotides long. RefSeq names its product twinkle homolog protein, chloroplastic/mitochondrial-like. Gene Ontology annotation, biological process: DNA replication. Gene Ontology annotation, molecular function: ATP binding; single-stranded DNA binding; 5'-3' DNA helicase activity. The transcript is spliced from 22 exons. Bases 116 to 2176 code for a protein of 686 amino acids. NCBI's taxonomy places the organism in Eukaryota, Viridiplantae, Streptophyta, Magnoliopsida, Caryophyllales, Amaranthaceae. The record is from RefSeq and is a predicted model, not a curated record.